ACAAUUAAUUCAACAAUAGAUACUUAAUAGUUGUAGCUAUCGGAAUUUCGAGCUGAUUCCCAUCGCAAAUUUUUCCAGUUAUGAUCAGUGUCUGUGAUUAGUCUUGCUGCUUUUGCAGUAUAUAUAGCAUAUCAUUAUGUUUUCAAGGCAGUUUGCGUUUGGCGUCGUUUAAUCGGGUAUUAAAAAAAUUGUGUUGUUUUAUGGGUCGCUGAUAAAGAAAUAAUUCGGUGUCAACACAAUUACAAGCAGUAAUGGCGAAGGAAGAGGGAAAUGUGGUCGGAGUUGAAGAAGGUAGAAAGAGUGAAGAAAUAAAAGCUCCAGAUCAAUGGCUCGGGCACCGCCAUGUCCAAGUCACCCUCUGCUUCCUCCUCCUGGGCAUCGCCUACGCCAUGCGCGUCAACCUCUCCGUGGCCAUCGUCGCCAUGACUGACAAGAGCACCACUUCCAACCCCGACAUUCCCACGUACGACUGGGACGACAAAAGCGUCGUCCUCUCUUCGUUCUAUUGGGGCUACGUGGUCCUGCAAGUCUUCGCUGGUCAGUUCGGCCAAACCUACGGACCCAAAUGGUUCCUCGUGGUGUCCAUGGUGGUCAACUCCAUCGUCUGUAUGUUGACACCAGUAGUUGCCGAUAAUCUGGGUUCCAAAGGCGUCAUGGGCAUUCGAGUGAUCCAGGGACUGUUCCAAGGUUUCAUUUACCCGUCGGUUCAUAACCUUCUCGGGAAAUGGGCACCCACGCCAGAACGGUCCCGCAUGGGCACUUUCGUCUACUCGGGCUCGUCGUUCGGUACCAUCAUCGCCAUGCCCAUCACUGGCUUAAUUUCGGCGAGCUGGGCGGGCUGGCCCAUCAGUUUUUACACUUUUGGCAGCAUGGGGUUGCUGUGGGUGGUGUUGUGGGUGUUCAUGGGGUCGAAUAGUCCAGCGGAACAUAAAACGAUUUCGGACGAGGAGAGGUCCUACAUUGAGACUAGUUUAGGUCAAGUGGAACACAGGGUUAUACCUACACCAUGGAAGGCCAUCUUCAUGUCGUUACCAAUGUGGGCGAUAAUCGUAGGCAACUUUGGCCAAAACUGGGGCUACUCCACCCUGCUUACCGAAAUCCCCAACUACAUGAACAAAAUCAUGGGUUUCGACAUGGCUUCUAACAGCUUAUUGUCAGCCGCGCCGUACUUAGCUCUAUGGAUUCUCUCAUUCGUUUUUGGGCCCAUUUCAGACUACUUAAUCAACACCAAAAUCCUAUCCCGUGCCACCGUUCGCAAGAUCUUCAACUCAAUUGGUGUCUGCGGGCCGGCUAUAGCCCUAGUGGUUUUGGGCUUCGUCUCCUCCGAAGAGACCACACUAUCGGUCAUCCUUCUAGUCAUCGCAGUCGGUGUCAACGCAGCCGUCUUCUGCGGCUUCCAAGUCAACCACAUAGAUCUAGCUCCAAACCACGCCGGAGUACUUAUGGGCAUCACCAACGGCUCGUCUAACAUUUUUUCCAUCAUAGCACCUCUCGUGGUUCAAGUCGUGGUGUACGACGAAGAGGAAAAAGCUCUGUGGAGGAUCAUUUUCAUCAUUGCUGCUUGCGUCUACGUGGCUUCAGCCAUCUUCUACAACAUUUUCGCGGACGGGGAGAUCCAGUCCUGGAACGACAUAGAAGCUAGCGAGAAAAAUGAAGAAGCGAAAGAAGAAACUGAAGAGAAGACGAGACUAUAACUAGUUUUUAAUCUAUUUAUGUAUUUUUGUAAUAAAGUAGUGUUAAAACACGAAA
This is a messenger RNA of Zophobas morio, 1749 nucleotides long. Its product is annotated as putative inorganic phosphate cotransporter. Gene Ontology annotation, cellular component: membrane. Gene Ontology annotation, molecular function: transmembrane transporter activity. The coding region runs from base 252 to 1694 and encodes 480 amino acids. The record is from RefSeq and is a predicted model, not a curated record. Lineage: Eukaryota; Metazoa; Arthropoda; Insecta; Coleoptera; Tenebrionidae. The transcript has 5 exons. Gene Ontology annotation, biological process: transmembrane transport; monoatomic anion transport.